AUGGACACUGAGGAUGGACAGUUCUUCAUAAAGAACUUGGCCCACUUUGUUCGGACGCACGAGAAGGCGCUCGCAAAUGCUCUACAAUUACGACGCCAACAAGCUCCUAAGAAUGGCUCGUCCCAGAGUGCAACAACGGGUGCCGUUGGCAGUUCAGCUACACCCACAUCACCAACGGCGACAAACCCUCCUUCCUCUGCUUCCUCCUCCUCCACAUCGAGUACUCUUGCCGCUGCCCUCUCCCUCCCCUACCUGACUUUCGCGUCCCAUAAUAUCAAACCUGCCAAACUUGCCUUGACGCCCCAUCACCUCUUCUAUCUGCUCUCGCGCUUUGAAGAUCUUGGUAUCGCUGUAGGACCCAUGAACGUGCGACUGGAGAACAUCCAUGACACAUCGACGACAAACUAUGUCUCAUUUCUAAGCCAGUCCCAACGGCCCAAAGGUCGAGGCUCGGACCAUGGAUCCAUUCACUCGGUAUCCAGUGUUCGAAGUGUAAUGUCUGGAAUGUCUUCUCUCUGGUCCAGCUUUGGAUUGGGCUCUGGCAAUUCUGCAGCCCGAACAGAAAAGCAGAAAGCACAGAUUGAGGCAGACUUGAAGUACCUAUACUCGGCCUUUACCAAGAUCCCCUGCUUGAGACUCGCUCCGGACCGUCGAGCUCGAUUGAUCGAAGGUUAUGAGGAGUUUCCAUUUGACAGCGCUGUGCCCCUUCUCGCUUUCAAGAACAUCAGUGCUUUGGAGAUCAGUGACAUUGAUAUCAGGCAAUUCUUCGGCUGGGACCGUCUCGCUGAGCAGCUGAGAUCAUUGACAGUGAAACGUGCAGGUGUUGACGACCCAGCGGACCUUCUCAUAAACAUCGUACUCGACGAUAUGGACAAACGACGACGCCGUUCCUCCAAAGCCCAAAUGUCACCAACCUCUACAUGGGUAGCCUCUUCUUCGAGUCCAAAACGAAGCCCGACUAUGCCACACGCCGAAUUGGUCAAAUCCAAUUCCGCGCCUGGAUCUCCAGACGAGCGAGUACAUAUUGGUGAUGAGGCAGAUGGCCGGGGUGCUUCACUUGUGCGAUCAGGUUCUGAUGGAGCGAAGUCACCAACCAAGUCAAGGCCGAGGAGCAACUCUCCUGUCCGACCACCAAGUUCAAGGACUGGCUCGGCGCAUGGUCAUCUCAGGGGAUCAUACAAGGUCAAGAGAUCUGGAUCUGGCAGCUCACAUUCGAGCAUGUCAGAUGGCUGGCACAACCUGCGGGGUAGCUCGUCAAAUCUUCUCGCCAUGGGAAUCCUGCCUUCAUCGAAAUGGAGAUUUCUCAAGCAUCUUAGCUUGGCUGACAAUGGGCUUACAUCGGUUUCUACGUCUAGUUUGUCUCCAUUAGCAAACACACUACAUUCGCUGGACCUCUCUGCGAACCUUUUCUCGCAGAUUCCUGAUUGUCUAGCAUCCCUUACAGCCCUCAGAGCUCUCAACCUCUCCAACUGCAUGAUUGAUUCGCUUCAUUCAUUGACAAGAAAUCCUCUGCCAGCAAUAACUGCCCUCAACCUUCGAUCGAAUCGAUUGAUAUCAAUUGCCGGCGUGGAAAGAUUAUACCCUCUCGAGAGAUUAGAUCUACGGGACAAUAAAAUGACGGAUCCAACAGAGUUGGCCAGAUUGACUGGCAUUCCGGAUAUAAGAGAGAUUUGGGUGUCUGGUAACCCCUUCACAAAGACACACAGCAGCUAUCGAAUCACUAUCUUCAACCUAUUCCGGAAUACCCCUGGAUACACAGAAGAUAUUCUCAUCGAUACAUAUGGCCCUAGUUAUAGUGAGCGUCGCCAAUUGGUGGAACGGGCAGCCGAGAAGCCUAUGGUUCCUGUGGUCAAACCACCUCCACAAGAUUAUGGUCUCCCUGCCGUGGAAGUCAACAAGCCCAUCAUCGACUAUCCAGCACAACGAGAGCCUGCUGUCCUCCGAAAAGAGCGUCCCGUACCAACUGCAACCACGAGCGAAAUCAACAUCAGCUCAUCAGGGCGGAGAAGGAGGACACCAAAACGGCGGAUAGUAGAUCUGUCCACCUCAGAAACUUCUCCACACAAGCCUGCUGUCAAGUUCUCAGCGGAGGAGGCAACACGCUCAGUAUCAGGAAUUGAUAGUCGAUACGGGAUAGCACCGAGUCCCGAUCCAUCACCUCGAACAGUGCCGUCUUAUGUACCUUCCGAGCCUCGACAAUCACAAAGUCAAACCGACAUGCCUCGUAUCGACACAUCAGUGGUCCCUCGACUACCCCCUAUAGAGACGAUGUCGUACGACGCUCCAUUGAUCAAGUCACAGAACGUGAAAGAUUCACAAGAUUGGAAAGUCAGUGGAGAUUUAUACAGAAAGAAACUAGAAGCGCUGAGAAACGAAGUCGGCAACGGCUGGCUCAGCGUUUUAAGUGAAGAAGGAUGGGAUACUUCAAGAAAUCCCAACCAACCCUUUGGCGGACCAGAUUACAGUCCUGCCAACAGUAUACGGCCGAGUCCUACCACACCUCGAGCCAACAGUCAACAAACAAUACAUAGUGGUCGAACAUUAGGCUGA
Molecule: messenger RNA, 2550 nt
Organism: Mollisia scopiformis
Lineage: Eukaryota; Fungi; Ascomycota; Leotiomycetes; Helotiales; Mollisiaceae
Exons: 2
Coding region: 1-2550 (849 amino acids)
Cellular component (GO): cytoplasm
Molecular function (GO): protein kinase binding
Source: RefSeq, a predicted model, not a curated record